ACAACUCACAAUCCAAAUGGAGUAUGAGCAAUGCCAACUCUUUUCCUUCUUUUCCUCAAUCUUUUUCUUAAAGCACAAUUCUACUCCGUGUAUGUGUGUGUGUUUAUGGUGGUUGAAAAUGGAGGAUGUUAGUUCUUUUGACCCAUCUCCUAACCUGUCUUCAUCUAUACAUACUAAAGAGCUUAUUCAUGUUCUGAUGACCAAUUUCACUCUCUUUAUAAAUCUCAUCCCUCUUUUUAUCAUACUUCUAUAUCUAGUCCAACCCAUUCCCUUUUGAUGUUAUGUGAAUCGUGAUUUGUCGUCUGACUUCUCACCACCAAGAAUUUGGUCCACCUCCUGUAGACAAAACUAUGCCAUUUGGGUUAGUUUCGGCUUGGAACAAGCGCAGGCGAAGCAAGUCUCAAGAUUGCAACGAACCCUGGACUUAUAAGCCCGUUGAGUUGUGGCAGCUGGACGAUCAAGCUCUACGACCUGCAAAAAGACACCAUGUAUCAUCAGUCUUUACUCUCAAGGAAAUGGAAGAGGCAACUUCUUCUUUUAGCGAUGAGAAUUUUCUCGGCAAAGGAGGCUUUGGACGAGUUUACAAGGGAACCUUGAAGUCGGGAGAGAUUGUUGCAAUUAAGAAGAUGGACCUACCACACUUUAAAGAAGCCGAGGGCGAGCGUGAGUUCCGUGUGGAAGUUGAUAUAUUGAGCAGGCUUGACCACCCAAACCUGGUUUCCUUAAUUGGCUAUUCUGCUGAUGGAAAGAACAGAUUCUUGGUAUAUGAAUAUAUGUCUAACGGAAACCUCCAAGACCACUUGAAUGGAAUCAGAGAAAAGAAGAUGGAGUGGCCUCUAAGGCUCAAAGUGGCACUCGGUGCAGCAAGGGGACUUGCUUAUCUCCAUUCAGGUUCUUCCAUUGGGAUUCCGAUUAUUCAUAGAGAUAUGAAGUCCACUAACAUUCUUUUGACAGCUGAUUUUGAAGCAAAGAUAUCUGAUUUCGGGCUCGCAAAAUUUAUGCCGGAGGGCAGCGAGACAUACGCCACAGCCAGAGUGCUUGGCACUUUUGGCUAUUUUGAUCCUGAAUAUGCAUCGACGGGAAAACUCACAUUGCAAAGCGAUGUUUAUGCAUUUGGCGUGGUGCUUCUCGAGCUCUUGACGGGGCGAAGAGCCGUGGACUUAAACCAAGGACCGAAUGACCAAAAUCUGGUCCUACAGGUGAGGCACACAUUGAAUGACCGGAAGAAGUUGCGGACGCUGAUAGAUCCCGAGAUGAACCGGACUUCAUAUACAAUGGAGUCCAUAACCAUGUUCGCGAACUUGGCAUCACGCUGCGUCCGUCCUGACAGUGGGGAGAGACCACUGAUGGCCGAAUGCGUCAAAGAGCUUCAGCUGAUACUGUACACGAACUCGAAAGGCUUAAACAUGGCUUUGCAUAAAUCUGGUUAUCAAUGGCUCAGACCUAGUUCUGGAGGUUUUCUUGUAUAGAGACAGAAGAAGAUAGAAAAACAGGACACGAUCUAGAAUAUACGCUAAAAAUAUGGUUUUUUUUUCCCACUGUUUCCAUGUAUUAUGGAAAGCUUUACCCCGCGGCAAUUGUUUUCGAAUAUGCAACGGUGUAUAACAUGAACUUAUGCGUUCUACCAAAAAAAAAAGAAGAAUUUUAUGGUACUUUUGAAAA
Syzygium oleosum is the source of this 1662-nucleotide messenger RNA. RefSeq names its product probable serine/threonine-protein kinase PBL28. The record is from RefSeq and is a predicted model, not a curated record. The transcript is spliced from 7 exons. NCBI's taxonomy places the organism in Eukaryota, Viridiplantae, Streptophyta, Magnoliopsida, Myrtales, Myrtaceae. Gene Ontology annotation, molecular function: protein kinase activity; ATP binding. Bases 351 to 1469 code for a protein of 372 amino acids. Gene Ontology annotation, biological process: protein phosphorylation.